Mycetomoellerius zeteki is the source of this 1953-nucleotide messenger RNA. It is a transcript of the gene Hsepi, whose product is annotated as D-glucuronyl C5-epimerase. The transcript has 6 exons. The record is from RefSeq and is a predicted model, not a curated record. Bases 259 to 1953 code for a protein of 564 amino acids. Gene Ontology annotation, molecular function: heparosan-N-sulfate-glucuronate 5-epimerase activity. Gene Ontology annotation, biological process: heparan sulfate proteoglycan biosynthetic process. NCBI's taxonomy places the organism in Eukaryota, Metazoa, Arthropoda, Insecta, Hymenoptera, Formicidae. Gene Ontology annotation, cellular component: Golgi apparatus.
GCAGGGAAGUGGCUUAGCCACCGAGAGGUUCUACAAAUUGACGGCUACUCGACGUUUGGAACAAGCUUGUUGGAUAUCCAAGAGGAUGUUUACUGUAUCUCGUUUGAAAUCUCAAUGUCGAUAGAUGAUAGCUGAUUAAUAUCAACAUGUCCGGAAAAAUAAUCUCUGGGAAAGAUGGGACGGUUGGGAUCUUAAAAGCUUUCUGGAGAUGAAAUUAUAAGAUGACGAGCCGCUCGUGACAUCCGUGUCGCGUUCUAUAUGAUGAUGCGACUGAACUUCAAGACAGCCUUGCUUGUUUUGGUUGUUGCAACAGUGAGCUUUCUACUUGCGUCAUGGAAUAAUUGUGGAACCUUGUUGUUCCAUACAGAUUGGAAGACAAAGUAUCAUAAGGAUCGUAUAAAUACAGAAUCGGGAUAUCAAGAGAUAGAUUGUCAUAUAAACGGCGAUUACUCUAUAGGAUGUCGAAAAGAAGGCGACGAAGUGUAUAUACCAUUUUCAUUUAUCCAUAAAUAUUUUGAGAUUUAUGGAAAACUAGCUACUUACGAUGGUCUGGAGAGAUUCGAAUGGCUGCAUAGUUACUCAAAGAUUGUAAACCCCAAGGGAAAGUAUGAUCCUCGAGGCGUAUUUAUGACCUUUGAAAAUUACAAUGUCGAAGUCAGGGAUAGAGUUAAGUGUAUCAGCGGCACCGACGGUGUACCGAUAUCGACGCAAUGGGAGAGCCAGGGAUACUAUUAUCCCACACAAAUUGCUCAAUUUGGAUUAUCACAUUACAGUAAAAAUCUAACCGAGCCCGAGCCACACAGAAAGAUCAUUGAGGAUUCUGAUAAAAUUAAGCAGAAUUGGAACGUUCCUCAAGGAUCGGUUAUGAACAGAGUUUACGACAAGCAAGCUAAUAGUUACGUCCUGAAAUUCGCCACUCCGGAAACGAGCACUUCCGGGAUUUCUUUGAAGCUGGAUCACGUAUUGGACUUUGUAUUGAAAUGGGAUCUUAAUAUUAAAGACAAUGGAAGUGUCACGGUUGCAUUACAGUCACGGGAGAAGAAAGAGAUAUACUACCUUCACUAUGUUACUAACAACAUAGUUUUGUAUAAUUAUAAUAAUCAUGUGCACUAUGGAAUCGGACAAGCUAACCAUCAGUGGAAACGUCUUACUAGAGACCUCGUAGUUGACUUACAAAAAGGUCUUUAUUUGAAUGAUAAAAGUAGAAAGAAAAUACCUCGGUCUAAGUUAAAGGUAGUUAAAAUUACUUUGUACGGCUCCGGUAUGAUUGACAAUAUGACAUUAUCGACUAGCGAGCAUAUGGAGCAAUUUUAUGAUGCGGCAAGAUGGUUUGUCGCUAAUCAGAAUAUCACCUCCGGUGGUUGGCCGAAUCCUGUCAGAAGAAAAGUAGCGUCUGGAAUGGCUAUUCUCGAGCCUGGAUGGUAUUCCAGUAUGGGACAGGGUCACGCGAUAUCAGUGUUAGCACGGGCAUAUUAUCAUUCUGGAGAGGCGAAAUACUUACAGGCCGCUAUUAGAGGCCUACGACCUUUCAGACUGACAUCCGCUAAAGGAGGGGUGGCUGCGCUAUUUCUAAGCAAAUAUGUCUGGUACGAGGAGUAUCCUACUACCCCUUCGUCUUUCAUACUCAAUGGUUUUAUUUAUUCGCUUAUUGGUCUCUACGAUUUGAAGAGCAUAGCGGUGGGUAAGGACGCGGAGGAAGCGACUAGACUUUUUAAUCAGGGUAUGAUAUCGUUAAAAAACAUGUUAACGUUAUACGAUACCGGUUCAGGUACAACGUAUGAUUUGCGUCAUUUUACAUUAAAGACAGCACCGAAUUUAGCUAGAUGGGAUUACCAUUCUACUCACAUUAAUCAACUUCUUCUUCUCAAUUCUAUCGAUAACGAUCCUAUUUUUAUCACAACUGCGGAGAGAUGGAUCGGUUACAUGAAUGGUAAAAGAGCGGCGCAUAAUUAA